Messenger RNA from Trifolium pratense (red clover), 1615 nucleotides. Its product is annotated as F-box protein CPR1-like. Bases 99 to 1277 code for a protein of 392 amino acids. Gene Ontology annotation, molecular function: protein binding. The transcript has a single exon. The record is from RefSeq and is a predicted model, not a curated record. Lineage: Eukaryota; Viridiplantae; Streptophyta; Magnoliopsida; Fabales; Fabaceae.
AAGAAAUUUUUUCAUAAUUUUCGAUGGACAUAUGAAGGAGAAACCCUUUACCACUGCCAGCCACUUCUGUUAUUGUGAAGCUGGAGAACUCUCUAUCAAUGGCUGCUGCAACUACAAUUGAGAAGAAGAAGGUUAGUAGUAGUAACUAUAUACCUGAUGACCUUUCCUUUUCUAUUCUCUCUAAACUUCCUAUUAAAUCUCUUAAGCGUUUUUCUUGCGUUCGUAAAUCAUGGUCUCUUUUAAUUCAAAACCCUAAUUUCAUGAAUUUGUUCCGCAACAAUCUCUUAUCCAAAUCUCAUCCGCACUACCACGAUUCCGGUCUCGUUGUAAACCAGUUUAUGGGUCCUUCUGAUUGGAACAUUUAUUUGCUUUCUGGAGAUAAGUUUGAGAAUAAAGUGAAAUUGGAUUUGCCACCUUCAUUUCAAAUUCCAAACAUCGGCGUUGCUCCUAUUCGUGUUCUUGGUUCUGCUAUUAAUGGCAUUAUUUGUAUCUAUGACCAUCAUGGAGUUCCAACAACUACUGUAUUAUGGAACCCUGUCACUGAGGAAAUAAUUCAGAUACCUCUUGGUCAUGCUGAGUUUAUACCUGAGUUUACAACUCAAAUUUUUCCUCAUGGAUUUGGCUAUGACCAUAUUGGAGAUGACUAUAAAAUCAUUCAACAUGUGGAUUAUACUAUGGUUAAUGAAAAUCCUUUGGACGAUUUGGAAAUGGAAGAUGUUAUGAUGCCUGACCCAUUCUGGGAGAUAUAUAGUCUAAAAAGUAACUCAUGGAGAAAAAUUGAUUUUGAUAUGCCAAUGAUUUACUGGAUUUUUAAUAGCGUCGCCUACUUCAAUGGGACGUGUCAUUGGUUGGGGGAAACAAACAAGGUGGUAUCAUUUGAAUUGUGCAAUGAGGCGUACUUUAUUACACCUUCUCCCUUGGAAGAAGAUACGCACGAUGACCAAUUUGAAGUUAAUCUGACUGUGUUAAAUGAGUCUGUUGCUAUUAUAACUAAUUGUAAAAAUACUACGUCGUUCCAAGUAUUAGUUUUGGGUGAACUUUGUGUCAAAGAAUCAUGGAUUAAACUUUUCAAUAUUGAACUUUUCUCUUGCAUUGAGAAACCUAUCGGAGCAGGGAAGAAGGGCAAUGUAUUCUUUACAAAAGAAGAUGGUGAACUAGCUUGUUUUGAUUUAACUACUGGGUUGAUUGAGGAGAUUGGUAUUCAAGGAGGACCAUUUUGGUGUCAGAUUGCAAUUUACAAGAAAAACCUUCGUUUGAUCGGUGAUAUAAACGUGUAAUUUCUUUUUCAGUGAAUGCAUGAAGUUUUCACACUCGAGGUUUAUCAAUCUUGUUGUUAUAUGCAAAUCGGCUUGUCAAUUGUCAAUAAUAUAUGUAUUAUCAAUUAUACGAGAUGUCAGAUACAUGUUGUUAGAUACAUAUUUUUACUCUUAAAGAAAUUAAAGUUUGCGAUUAGAUAAAUGUUGUUAGCUUGUUAUCUAUCAUUGAUUGGAAAUAAGUACUAAAGUAUACAUGGACUUGCAGUGUAUGUUUUGUAGUAGUUGUUUGUCUUGAAUCAAUAUGGUGAUUCCCAGUUAGGUUUUUAGAUAAAUAUUACAUACUACGUAUGUUAAAAUGA